UUCCUCUUUCUGACUUUCAUUCUUCCCUCUGCACCCCGGCAGGACCGUUGUAGCAGUUCGGUCGUCCUUCUCCUGUUGCUCUUCUGUCUUCUGCUUCUUGAACGAAUUCCUGCCAAACAUACUGUCCUAGUGACAUCAUCGUUCAUUUAUCCGUGAUUUCGUUCUACAACUGGUUGUCCAUCAUGCGCAUUAAGCAACUAUGGAAUAUUAUCCCUAUCCCAUCCAAAAUAAAGUUACUGUGGGAUCGGAUAACUCUUUCACGCACAACCACUUUUUACAUCAUAUUUUCCAUCCUUCAUUGUGUUCUCCAGAUCAUCUUUCAAGGGCAGGCCUUUCGUAUCAAUGUCGGGGCUGCUGAGUUCUUGGCCUCCAUCACCAGACAAGGAAACACCAUCGAUUCCAACGCAUUCUAUGUUUUGGGGAGUGACCUUCGUCUUUGCGACAGUAUCCCAGCAGACCUCAGCACUAGCUCUUGCCAAGUAAUCUGGAAUGGUACGACAGUUGGGGAUAAUUCGCUGACAUCCGCAAAUGCAUUGGCCCCCAUGAUUACUACGUCAUAUUCAACGGGGACGUCAAGUUCCAUGAUCUCGACCUCGGGGUCGAAGGUAUCCACUAGUUCAAUGAGUUCAAGCUACUCUGCGACGUCAAGUUUUAUCACAUCUGCAAGACCAACGAUUACCGCGACAUCGACAUUCACAAAUUCCGUGUCUCCAUCGCAUACCACUACCUCAUCGGCGAUAGCUUCAAGCGCCACUGAUAAGCAGCUGAAUCGACGCAGCCUCGUUCAAGAUAUCCAAGCCGUCGAGAUCAAUGGCACCUCACAAGUCAUUGUGAACGGAUAUGGCUGGAACAAUCAAGUAGCUGUUUUAGAUCAACAGUGCCUUUGGGCUCUGAAUUAUCCAGUUCAAAUCCUUCAGCAGACAGAGCGGGAGGAUUUGACCUUCAUUGCUUUUCAAAUAUGGGUCCUCGGAAUGUCUAUCGUCGCUAUCCUGAACGAAUCUGUCCCUCAUACCAUCGCAACUCUUUUGACCCAUAUGCUGGCUACUGGAUGGGCAGGUUAUCAGAUAUUUAACACUGCUCAAUUCCAUGGUGACUUUUCGAGGCUGUCAACAAAUGGAGCUUGCAAUCCGAUCAAUCUUUUACCGUCAUAUUGGAAAAGUCGCUUUGUUGCCGAAAUUGCAAGCUUGGUGCUGAAUGCCAUUGCACUGUUGGUUUCUUCCUUUCUAUCGUGGAGGCUUGCCAAGCUCUUUGGCUGGCAGACUUUCAAGCGUGUGGGGGCUUCAAUCGUUAUCAGUCGUGUCUAUAAAUUUGUGCUCGUGCUCUCCAUCGUUAUCCAGAUAUCGCUCUUUUUCAUGGUGGUCUCCAUCUCACUUUGGCUGGAUCAACUUUGGAAUGGCAAUAUCGGGCGUCUUGACACCUCACCUGAAUUCAAACCACUGUUGAUCGUCACUCUCAUCCUCUUACUUCCUUGGUUAACUGCAGGCUGGCAUGGUGUGCGCCGAGAACUCAAAAUACCUAUGCUCGUAUUUCUUGCGCUCAGUGUCGGAUACCUUGCAGGCUGGGCAGCAAUGUUCGAUUCCAGCGCAUUCCGGUGGACGUUCAUAACCUGGACGUUCUUCGGGGUGAUGACCUCUUCAUCUGUCUUCCUGACUCUUGUUGCAUUCAUCUUGGGCAUCAUAUGUCGUAUUAACUUCGGCAAGGGGCUUAUACGCUAUCUCAAUGCAGACGAGCCAAUCCCAGAAGAUUUCGUACCCGUGAAUUACGGAGAUGACCCAGAAAAGAUCGCGUUCCAAACGGAUGAUAGGAGAAUGUCCACGUUCUCCGCUACGUCCGGCGCAGGACAAGAAGUUUCCCCUUCUCAGAUGCUCGCUCCUCCUAUAUGGGAAAAGUUCUCCACGCCUGAUGCAUUCUUAGCCCCAACCUCCGGAUCCUACAGCGCCGUUGAGCGGCAAGUCUCCAACGGCAGCACCUAUAGUUCAACGAGCACUACUUCAAGCCGAGUCGGGAGUGACUCUGCUGCUGGACAUUCUAAACGCUGGAUUAUCGAGUAAAUGACACUUGCGAUUUGUACAGGCUCCCGGUGUAUUUGAACAGUAAUUGUAGUGUAACUUAUCAGUACCACUGGGUGGUUGCAAUUCAAACGAACAUUUACUCUA
Suillus fuscotomentosus is the source of this 2156-nucleotide messenger RNA. RefSeq lists its product as uncharacterized. Gene Ontology annotation, cellular component: Golgi apparatus. Bases 183 to 2051 code for a protein of 622 amino acids. The record is from RefSeq and is a predicted model, not a curated record. NCBI's taxonomy places the organism in Eukaryota, Fungi, Basidiomycota, Agaricomycetes, Boletales, Suillaceae. The transcript is spliced from 12 exons.